This is a messenger RNA of Blastomyces gilchristii SLH14081, 915 nucleotides long. RefSeq lists its product as uncharacterized. Lineage: Eukaryota; Fungi; Ascomycota; Eurotiomycetes; Onygenales; Ajellomycetaceae. The coding region runs from base 1 to 915 and encodes 304 amino acids. The transcript has 3 exons. The record is from RefSeq and is a predicted model, not a curated record.
AUGGCAAAAUAUUGUCUAUCCUCCUUCUUAGCCUCCGCCGGCUACGAAUCCGGCCGCGCAGAUCGUGAAAUCAUCGUCGCCGCCAUGUCCGAAGACGAUACCUCCUGGUUAUACGAGUAUCUCCCGGACUGGGGGAAGAAAAUCUACAUUGUCGAUAACCCCAAUGCAAAACUAACCGUACCGAAGAAUAAGGGAAGGGAGUCUAUGGUAUACCUGAGCUACAUAAUCGACAACUACGACCGCCUCCCAAAACACAUGGUCUUCAUCCACCCCCAGCGCUACCAAUGGCACAACGACGACCCCCUCUACGACAACGUGCCCAUCAUCAAAAACCUCCAGCUCCCCUUCUUAUCGCAGCAGGGCUACGUAAACCUCCGCUGCGUCUGGUUUCUCGGCUGCCCUGUCGAGAUCCGCCCCUUCACCGACACCCAGCGCGCAGACAUUCACGCCGGCGCGGCUUUCAAAUCCGGCUUUGAAGAGCUGUUCCCCGGCACCCCCGUGCCCAAGGAAGUUGGCGUAUCCUGCUGCGCCCAGUUCGCCGUCACGCUUGACCAGGUACAUAAGCGGCCCAGGUGGGAAUAUGAGCAUUUCCGCGAGUGGCUACUCAACACCCCGCUACCGGAUGAGCUGAGCGGGCGCAUCUUUGAGUAUUUGUGGCAUAUUAUCUUCGGCCGCGACUCCGUCCACUGCCCCACCGCCGAAGAUUGCUACUGCAAGCAAUACGGCUUAUGCAACCUCUCAUGCAAAAGUAAGGGCUUCUGCGACGGCCGCUACACCAUCCCCCCUUAUUCAACCCUGCCAGACGGCUGGCCCGAUUUUGGCUGGGAUGGGAACCCGCGGCGUCCUGGUGACCCGAUACCGGCGCGGAAAUUCCCGAAACAGAUGCAGCAGCAGCAACAACCGGUGGUUGGAUGA